GGUAAAGUAGUGCUGAUCACGGGCUCGAGUGCCGGUAUUGGCGCCGCCACUGCCGUACAGUUCUCCAGAGCCGGCGCUCAGGUGGUGGUCACCGGUAGGCGCGCCGACAAAGUGUCACAAGUGGCCAAAGAGUGUCUCAAAGUAUCACCGAAUGGGACGAAAGCUCUGGAAGUGGUGGCGGAUGUGACUAAAGUGGAUGACUUGCGACGACUUGUGGACACAACUAUCAAACACUUCGGGAAACUCCAUGUUUUGGUAAACAACGCCGGCGCGGGCUUUCCGAUAGGCAUCGAUAAUAAGGACUAUUACGAGACGUAUUUGAAAACAAUGCAAUUAAACCUCAAUUCUGUGGUCUAUUUGACGCACAUAUGUGUCGAGCAUUUGGAGAAAACAAAGGGAAAUGUGAUAAACAUCUCGAGUGUAGCCGCUCUGCAAUCCGGUGAUGGCGCUUCACCAUAUCAUAUGUCUAAGGUUGCGAUGGAUAUGUUCACCAAAUGUAUGGCCGCAGAGUUGGGACCCAAACGUAUCCGCGUGAAUGUCAUCAAUCCUGGACCAAUUCGUACGGAAAUUUUAAACGCCGCUGGACUGCCCCAGCACAUCAUUGACAAACAUGACGACUACUUCUCAAGUGUAUUGCCGUUGGGACGUGUGGGUGACCCUGAUGACAUUGCCGACUCCAUACUCUACUUGGCCAGUGACCAUGCUGCUUUUAUAACGGGCACUAAUCUGUUAUCAGAUGGUGGGGCCAUUGCUGCCAACGCUAUCAACAAUAAAGCCCUUAAGGAGGUGCUGUUUCAUUCUACCAAUAUUUUAGCGUUAUUAAUAUUUUUGCAUGACCUGUAUACUAUUUGGUUUGGGUUGAGGCGCCGGGUCAACACCAAUAAACGACUCGAUGGACAGGUAGUUGUGAUCACCGGUGGAAACACCGGCAUUGGAAAGGAGACGGCGUAUCAGCUAUCGCUAAGGGGCGCCAAAGUUUACAUCGGAUGUCGUGAUGAGACAAAAGGCAAUACAGCUGUCAAUGAGAUAGUGAUUAGGAAUCCAAAGGCAGUCAUAAGACUAUUAACUCUAGACUUGUGUUCACUUCAAUCGGUCCGCAGAUUCUGCAAAGAAUUGUCAAAAUUGGAGACAAAAAUAGAUAUUCUGGUCAAUAAUGCGGGUAUUUUUGGCGCACCCGAGGGCAGGACUGACGACGGCUUUGAGCUACACCUCGGAGUCAAUCACUUGAGUACGAAG
Molecule: messenger RNA, 1236 nt
Organism: Oppiella nova
Lineage: Eukaryota; Metazoa; Arthropoda; Arachnida; Sarcoptiformes; Oppiidae
Source: the annotation of a GenBank genome assembly